Messenger RNA from Chilo suppressalis (striped riceborer), 638 nucleotides. Lineage: Eukaryota; Metazoa; Arthropoda; Insecta; Lepidoptera; Crambidae. The record is from the annotation of a GenBank genome assembly.
GUUUGUUUUGACUUUUCAUACUCAAGUCGUUUUCGUUUUCAGAUACAAUUUUGUUAUUGUUUAGAUUGAGUUUGUUAGCAUCAAAAAAUGGAAAAAGACCUCGACAGGGUGAUUGAAGAGAUUAUGUCCACGCCGAACGUCAGUGGUUGUUUAGUAGCUGAUCACCAAGGUCUGUGCCUUGCAGCGACGGGCUCCGCGCACGUCGAUGCAGCGGGCGUGAUAGUGGCGAUAUCAGAGCAGGCUUGCAAGAUACAGCCUAAUCUGAAACCGCCCACAGUUUGCCUGGAAACAGACAAAAAGCAGUGUUUGAUUCAGCGACAUGGUACCAUUACAGGAGCUAUUUACAAGCUGAAAGUCUAGUACCUGCACAACCUUGUUUAGCUGACAACAAGACUAAAGCUACAAAUUAUAACUAUCACUUCUCUGAUAGUGAAACUAAAAGAGUAAAAUAUCAAAUCACCUGUAUAUAAAUUUUUCACUAUUAAAUAGAAACUCUUUUGUCAAAGUACGAAGCUUACAGUUUUGUGAGGGUCAGAUCUUAUUCUUUAAAUAUCAUGGCUGCGGUAGCAUAAUGGUCAGUGAAUUCGCCCGCAUAGCGAAGGGUGCUGGUUCGAGUCCCAUCUGCUGCCUGGCCCGCA